Messenger RNA from Equus quagga, 5928 nucleotides. RefSeq names its product BCDIN3 domain containing RNA methyltransferase (gene BCDIN3D). Gene Ontology annotation, biological process: negative regulation of pre-miRNA processing; miRNA metabolic process. Gene Ontology annotation, molecular function: O-methyltransferase activity; RNA methyltransferase activity. The transcript is spliced from 2 exons. Lineage: Eukaryota; Metazoa; Chordata; Mammalia; Perissodactyla; Equidae. The record is from RefSeq and is a predicted model, not a curated record. Gene Ontology annotation, cellular component: cytoplasm. Bases 6 to 1010 code for a protein of 334 amino acids.
AGAAGAUGCCAGCCUUCAUCCCCACUCUCCUCUGCAUUCAGCGCACGCGCGCAAGCGCCGCGGCCGCGUUCCUCCGGCCGCAAGUACCCGACUUCCGGUUCCGCGGGGACCGGGAGGCCAGACCGAGGCUAAUGGCGGCGUCCGGGAAGCAGGCUACCGGGACCGUUGAGGAGGCCUCGGCGGAAGACGAACGGCGAAUCCUGGAGCCCGGGGCCGCCCCUUUCGGAAAUUUCCCUCAUUAUUCUCGCUUCCACCCUCCCGAGCAACGGCUCCGCCUCCUGCCCCCGGAGCUCCUUCGCCGGCUCUUCCCGCAGAGUCCGGAGAUGAGACCGAUCCUGGGGCUCGACGUGGGGUGUAACUCCGGGGAUCUGAGUGUGGCUCUAUACAAACAUUUCCUUUCCCUACGUGAUGGGGAGACCUGCUCAGAUGCCUCAAGAGAACUCCAUUUCCUCUGCUGUGACAUAGAUCCAGUCCUGGUGGAGAGAGCUGAAAAACAAUGCCCUUUUCCUGAUGCCUUGACCUUUAUCACCCUGGACUUCAUGAACCAAAGGACUCGGAAAGUUCUCUUGAGUUCUUUCUUAAGCCAGUUUGGACGUUCAAUCUUUGACAUUGGCUUCUGCAUGUCGAUAACCAUGUGGAUUCAUCUGAACCAUGGAGACCAUGGCCUCUGGGAGUUCCUGGCCCACCUUUCCUCCCUUUGCCGCUACCUCCUUGUGGAGCCACAGCCCUGGAAGUGUUACCGGGCAGCUGCAAGGCGUCUCCGGAAGCUAGGCUUCCAUGAUUUUGACCACUUCCGCUCCCUUGCCAUCCGAGGUGAUAUGGCCAAUCAGAUUGUGCAGAUCUUGACCCAGGACCAUGGCAUGGAAUUAGUAUGCUGCUUUGGCAACACCAGCUGGGACCGAAGUCUUCUGCUCUUCAGGGCAAAACAAACCACAGAGACUCAUCCAAUGCCUGAAUCACUGCUGGAAGAAGGGAAAGAAAGGAACAGAUUAAGAUUCUGGAGACAGUGAGAUGGGACGGUGGGAAGAUGAGGAAAGAGAUAUUGAAGGGUUUUAUACUAAGAAUUAAAUUCAUUUUCCUUAACUCCUGCUAGUUAGGCAGCCUCAAAACCUGGCAGAGGCUUUUGACAAAAUGUCCAAGACAUGCAGAUGAAAGAAUCAGUAUCUGUUCCCCAUUGUUUGGGAUGAUCCCUGCGGAGAAUGCAUCUGUGGAGCAGUGAGCCGAUCUGUCUGGAUUGAGAAUGCCUAGAAAAAGUGAUCCUGGUUCUGUGAUAUGGAAGGAGCUGCUUUUGGUGGUUAUUUAGAAAGACUUAGACCAGGCUAGCCUUAGAUUGUAUCAGUUCUCUGGGCUCCUUGAAUCUGAUCUGGCUUCUUCUGGACUUACUUGUCCUGCCUUCGGGCAAAACCUCACAAUACAAUCUGGAAUAAAGGGUCAUUGGCCUGGCUCAAGGAGAGGGUUAGUAGGAAAACAUCUUAUUUUUCCUGAGCAGGUUAAGUCUCCAAUAUGCCCAGGCUCGGCACAACAGAUACAGAUACUAACCAAGAUGCAUUGACUGGCAUUGAAAAGAUGUUUACCAGAUUUAAAUUAUGAACCCAAAAUCCAGCUGGUAAAAAUGAAAUGAAUGAAGUGGGAUUGUAUACUAUAUAUAUAAUUAUGUAUUAUAUAUAAUAAAAGUGACUUGAAUAUGGUUGAGAAUGUCCUAUGAAUCUGGGGUAGAUAAGAAACUUCUGCUUUUAACCACUUUAUCCAGGGAGUUUCAGCUCAAGAAAAAGAAUGUCACUCAAGCUCAGAACAGAAAACAUGCCAGCAAGUCAGUUAAUUCUGGACUUUUUUGUCAGUGUCCUCUGCCAAAGCACACCAAUAUGGGGGAGAGGGGGACACCAAUAUGGCUGACGGGUGGGGAAUAUGUGCAGGGAAGCAUGCAUAAAAUGCAGUCUACAAUUGGCUGACUACAGCAUAAAUACUGUGGGAUAGGUGUUACUCAUGUCUGUCAGGUUUUGAUUUUUAAAACACCUGUGAGUUGAACCUAAGGGAAAGUGGAAGAUGGAGAAAGAUUUGUUUGGUGGAAAUAAGAUAGAAAAACCAGACAUACCUAGCAAAGAAGGGAGAUUGCGUUGAUGAGCUUCAGAAUCCCUAAGAUCUUUUUAUUUUCUGAAUUGAAGUUAGAGAAGGAGGAGCAGGGAACAAGAGAGUCUGAACCACCAAUUAGAGGUUGGACUUCUUGAUAGAGAAGUUAGUAAAAAUUCCUAUAAGGCAUUUGAACUUUAUGCACGAGAGAGCAGAAGCCAGUGCAGUCUCUGAACAAUAGGAGGAUGGAACCAAAACCUUCAUUUAGGAAAACUGAUUUUUCUAUAUUGUGCAGGAUAAUUGUGUAACAGUUGGUGCCAUUUCCAAUCUCAAUUAGACUCCAAUACUACUUUUCAAUCUUUUUAUAUUGCUGCUUCUGAUCACUUUUAUCAUAGUGACUCUUCCAGACUUACCCUUCUGCAGGCUCUUGACUGUCCCUGCUCCAUUAAUCUAAGGAGAUGACCUAACCACCAACUAGUGCCAUUCUGGUUUGCUGUGUCAGGAAGUCUUUUUUUGCACUCAGUCUUGAACCCCUUCAUUUUCUCACCUUUUCACUUCUAAACUAAGCCACUGAGCCUUUCCCCAAAUAACCUCUGCCUAAUUUCCUGAUCCCAACCUCUCCAAAAUUGUGCUUUAUUGAGGAUCGCCUUGGUGUCUCCUUGGCCUUAUUGACUCCUUCCUGUCCAGCUAUCAACAUGCUCAAUUCUCCCUUCUUCAAAACCAUCAACUUUUCCUAUAUCUUAUCUCCCCCUCAAUCUUAUGCAAUCUUUCUUUCCAUCUCUUCACCACCAAAUGUGAGCAAAGCUCUUAGAAGAGUAGACCCGACAGCUUCUGCUCACUCACCUCCCAUUCAUCAUUGGCCACCUGAGUGCCAAAUUCUUGGGCCUCUUCAGUCUUCCUCCUGGGCCAUGGCACCAUUCAACACUGUUGACUCCUUCCUGAACCAUUUUCCAUGUAUUGUCUUCCUAUCUUUUAGUUUCUCUCUACUCCUUAAGCAAUUGGUUCAAAUUUUAAUUUGGAUAAGAAUUACCUGGGAGUCCUGAAUUCAUCUCCAGAAACAGUGGUUCAGUCAGGAAUGGGGCUUAGGAAUGUUUUUGGUUUGGUUUGGUUUGAUUUGUUUUUUUCCAUUUUUUUUUACUGUGGUAAAAUACAUGUAACAUAAAGUUUAUCAUUUUACCUUUUUUUUUUAUGGUGAGGAAGAUUGGCCCUGAGCUAACAUCUGUUGCCAAUCUUCCUCUUUUUCUUUUGCUUGAGGAGGACUGUCACUGAACCAACAUCUGUACCAGUCUUCCGGCAUUCUGCAUAUGGGAUCCCGCCACAGUGUGGCUUGAUAAGUGGUGUAUAGGUCCAUGCCCAGGAUGCGAACCUACGAACCCUGGGCCACCAAAGCGGAGUGUGCAAACCCAACCACUGUGCCACCAGGCCGGCCCCUCAUUUUAACUAUGUUUAAGUGUACAAUUAUGCAGCAUUAAAUACAUUCACAAUGAGGAAUCUGUUUUUAACAGGCACCCUAGAUGAUUCUGAUGCAAGCAGAAAUAGACCACAGUUCCACCAUUUGAUUGCUUAGAGUUCCUUAGGGUCCAUCCAGUCCUCUUCAUAUUUUUCCUGGGGUGAGUUCCUCUACUCCCAUGCCUUUACUAUGUAUAUGCUAAUAAUCCCAGAAUAUAUUGGUAGCCCCGCCUUCACAGUUACAGAUUAAUGUUUUUUCCGAUUUGUAGUCAUAUCCCCCUAGAUGGUUCUUAGGCACCUCAAAUUCAACAUAUCCCAAAAGCAAACUCAUUACCCUCAUUCCAAACCUAAUCCUAUCUCAGCUGUUGGCAUCCACCCAUUGCUCAAGCUACUAACUUCAGCUGACUGUCCUCACUUAUACUCCCCACAUCAAAAUAGUCAGAAAGUCCAGUAAAUUCUACCCAUAACAUGGAAGUCCUGUUUAUCCCACCCGUCUGGCUGGCGCCUCUCAGCGGUUUCUGUGUUAAGGCAUCUAUCCUCCAGUCCAUUCUCUGUUCUGCUGCCAGUGUUGUUUCUCAGCUAGCUAGCUAUGCUGGUAUCAUGCUUAACAACCUUCACUGGUUUCCUAGUAGCAAGAGUUUUGUCCUUUAUCCACUGCCUCACCCAAUGUUGUUCAAUAAGUUAGCCACUUGCUAUUUAAAUUUAAAUUAAGUAAAAUGAAAUAAAAUUUAAAUUCAGCUCCUCAGUCAUACUAGCCACAUUUCAAGUGUUCAGUAGCGGUAUGUGACUAGUGGCGACUUUACUGGACAGCACAGAUAUAGAACAUUUCCAUUGUUGCAGAAAGUUGUGUUGGACAGUACUGGUCUUCAUGCCUUUCCUCUACCCACCAGCCACGCUGAACUUCUCACCUACCACCCUCUCAGACUUGCCAUGUCCUUUCAUACCUCUGAGACUAGCACAAACUCCUUCUGCUUCCCUUCUCUCUCCCUCAACUUUCCCCUUGCACCUAGUUGAACUGUUUGUCCUAAAAGGCAGCCCAGAUGCUAUAUUUUCUCAGAAAUCUUCCCCAACUCCUGUAGCACUUUGCAUUUGUUACUACAUUCUAGUGGGGACUUUUCAUAGAAACUUCUAUUACAGUAUUUACCUCAUCAUAUUAUAGAUGUUUAUAUGCCUCUUUCCCACCACCGCAAGACUGAUCUCCUCAAGCCCAACUUAUCUUUGUCCAUUUCAAGGCCUUGAUUAUUGAUGGCUUGGGAGAGGACAGCAGAUCAAGACUAGAUAUAAAAAUGUGGAAGUCAUUCAUAUAGGUGAUUCAUAUUUAAUAAGUAGUAAAUUCCAAAAAUAAGUAAAUAUGAUAAGAGGGGUCUUAGGUCUUAGGUCUGAGAGCUGCUAAUACUUAUUGAGAGAGAGGAAAAAAGAGAAACCAAAAGAGGUCUGGUUAGAAACAGGAGAAAAGAAAACAAAAAAAAGAUAAUAAUAAAGCACCAUGUGCCAGACAACAGAACUUUAGCCUCUCUGAGCCUCAGUUUACUGAUGUGCCCAACUGAAAUAACAAGACCUUCCUUUUCCUAUGCCCAAAUGAACUAAAAGAUGUGACGGUAUUUUGCAGAAUAUAGAGUGUUAAACAAAAACAAGAUGCUAUUACACUCAGUAAGCAUGCCAUAGACCACAACUGUGCUUGUUAGAUCAAAGGCUUACGCAAAAAGCAUCUCAUUUCUGUAGAAAACUGGCAUCUUACUAUCUUUAAUAAUUUGCUUUUUAGGAUAAGGAAGUAAGGGGUUCAGCUGAGCACUACAGAGCAUUUUAAAGGAAGCAAUGCUGGGAGGGAGUGAUCAUUGCUGGUGGAAAUGGUCUCAGGGAUCACAGUGGUUACAGAUGUGAAUUUGCCUACUUCUGUUGAUCCUAAGAACACUCUGAAACCUUUUGUGACCCUGCUUGUGCUCUCUCCCUUCACUAAGCUGAUGCAAAGGAAUGUGUAUGGGACUGUGACAGGCUGAAUAACUGUCCCCCAAGAUGUCCACAUCUUAACCCCUAGAACUUGUGAAUGCUGCCUUAGAUGGCAAAAGGCACUUUCUAGAUGUGUGCAAAUGUGUAGUCGUGUAGAUUAAGGAUCUUGAUUAAGGACUUCGAGAUUGGGAGAUUAAUCUGGAUUAUCAGGAUGGGCCCUGAAUGUAAUCACAAGUCUCCUUACAAGAGGGAGGCAAAGGGAGAUGUGACCACAGUGGGAGGUGUAAUGACAGAAGCAAACAGAGUGAUGUAAGGAAGGUCUGUGAGCCAAGAAAUGCAAUUAGAAAAAGCAAGGAAAUGGACUCUCCCAUGAAGCCUCGAGAAGGAAUGCAGCUCGCCAACACCUUGAUUUUAGACUUCUGACCUCCGGACUGUAAGAAAAUAAAUUUGUGUUGUUUUAAACCA